Messenger RNA from Culex quinquefasciatus (southern house mosquito), 541 nucleotides. RefSeq lists its product as uncharacterized. Bases 68 to 541 code for a protein of 157 amino acids. The record is from RefSeq and is a predicted model, not a curated record. Lineage: Eukaryota; Metazoa; Arthropoda; Insecta; Diptera; Culicidae. The transcript has 2 exons.
CCACUGUUUGAACUCAGCUAACUUCUGUUCCACGUUUGGAACUCUUCGAGGUACACACACGCACACGAUGACAACAGCGGAGGAGACGUCCUCCCGGUUCCAUCUGCGACGACCAGCAGCGAGCUUGGCCAGCUCGUUCCCAAUCGCAGCCCGAUGGAGCCAACCCCCGUCAUCGCAGCAUCUGUACACCCGAAGAACCAUCGUGUCGGUAACCGCUGAGGGUCAACAGCGACGCCAGGAGGCGUCGGGGGAGGCCACGGAGGUCUCCCCCAGUUCAGGCAAGGAGUCUCGCAUCGCAUCGACGCCGACGCCGGCGUCACCGAUCGCAUCAGAUAGCAGAGCAGCAGAUCACGCACGGCGCCACCCACGCACGGUGGCUUUGCGUUCAGCAGAUCAUCGCAGAUUAACAGCAGCAAGCAAGCAGACAGACGAACCGACAACCGACGUCGGCGGCACGCCGUCGAACAACAACCGCAGCGCAUCGAAGCAUCCACCCCCGCAACGAACAGAAGAUCAACCGAUUUUCAAUUUCCUGAGAUAA